AUGGGGGAGUGCGGAGUGCCGCCCCAGGUUCAGCUCUUCCUCCGCGCCUGCGAGCAGGGUGACUGCGAGACCGCCCGGCGCCUCCUGGGGCUGCCCGGCAGUGGCACCGCCGACCCGGCGGCCCCUUCCUCUUGCGGUACCGAGGAGAUGGUGGCGGAGCCCUGCGGGGAACCGUCCGCCCCGCCCGCCCCCGCCGUGCCUGUGGACUGCACCGACGAGGCCGGCAACACUGGGCUGCAGUUCGCCGCGGCGGGGGGCCACGAGCAGCUGGUGCGGUUUCUGCUGCGGAAGGGGGCCUCGGUACAGAGCAGGAACCACUACGGAUGGAGCCCACUCAUGCAGGCGGCCAGGUUUGGACAUAUAAGCGUGGCUCACAUUUUGCUGGAGAAUGGUGCUGAUCUCAAUGCACAGAAUAAGUUAGGAGCCAGUGUCCUCACAAUGGCCUCCAGAGGUGGCCAUGUCAGUAUGGUGAAAUUGUUGCUGGAAUCUGGAGCUUUUGUAGACAACUAUGACCAUUUUAGUACAAGUGUACUCAACAGCAGCAGAGACGACCUUCCUGAUAUUACUCCGCUAAUGGCAGCUGCUCAGCAUGGACAUGAGGCAGUGGUACAUCUGUUACUAGACUGGGGAGCUGAUUGUAAUUACACUGUGAAGACUAUGGGCUGGAGUCCUUUAAUGCUGGCAGCUGUUAGUGGAAAGGUGAGCUUGGCACAGCAGCUCAUGGAGAAAGGUGCUAAUCCUGACCAUCUGAACGUACUACAUAAAACGCCUUUUGAAAUCUCUGUUGGCUUCAAACACAAAGACAUGAAGGACUACCUGGAAUCUCUCACAACAAUCAGACCCCAGGCAGAUUCAGAAAAGAGGCAACCUGAUGUCUUUCAUGCUUUGAAACUGGGAAACUUUCAGCUGGUUAAAGCUAUUGUUGAUGAAGACCUAAGUCAGGUCAAUAUCACUAAUGUUGAUGGUGCAUCUCCCUUGAUGAUUGCAGCUGUAACUGGACAGCUGCCCCUUGUUCAGCUCCUGGUUGAGAAAAAUGCUGAUAUUGACAAACAGGAUAAUGUUCAUGGCUGGACAGCACUAAUGCAGGCCACAUAUCAUGGAAAUAAAGAUGUUGUGAAGUAUUUGUUAAAUCAAGGAGCUGAUGUCAAUCUUCGUGCAAAAAAUGGAUAUACAGCUUUUGACCUGAUAAUGCUGCUGAAUGAUCCAGACACAGAGCUUGUACGGUUACUGGCAUCAGCAUGCAUGCAAGUAGACAAAGACAAGAAUAAACUGAACACCAGAUCGUCUUUGCCUUGUUCCAGAAGUAGACAAUCCUUAAAUGUCCCAGUGUUGCCAGAUGAUAAAGGAGGUCUAAAGUCCUGGUGGAGCAGGAUGUCCAAUCGAUUCCGUAAGCUGAAGCUGACUCAGACAUUGCGCCAUGGAUUUCCUUCCAGUCAGUUUGUGCCUUUUCCUGAUGAGUCUGAACCAUCACUAAAUUCCACCAUAAAAGCAGUUUCACAGAGUGAUACGGACACCUCUGGGAAUCUUGAUGCUGCUACAUCUUGGAUUACAAAUAACAAAGCUAGUGGUGUGAACACUGCAAAAGGAGGAAAGGAUGAUGAAUUAUUGACAACCAUGCUGAGAAGCAGUGCUCCAUUCACCAGGCUCCCCAGUGAUAAGCUGAAAGCAGUGAUCCCACCUUUCUUGCCGCCCUCGAGUUUUGAGCUUUGGAAUUCUGACCGACCGCGACUCAGCAAAGAAGGCAAAGCCGAACAGAUGAGAACAGCCUGGCCACAGAGGGCAAUCAAGCAUGAUUUUAACAGCAGUGGGAACUCUGAUAUAACAUCUAUUAGCAAAGGUAAUCGACCAGUCAAAUUACCAACAUUUGCAAGAAGACCUGCAUCUCCUUCAAAUUCCAACAACUUCAACCAUUCUCCCCAUUCUUCUGGUGGAUCCAAUAACAUUGCGGGGAUUAACAGACAUGGAGGAGAACUGCAUAACAGAUCAGGUGGCAGUGCGGAUAAUGUUUUGUCUCAGAUUGCAGCCCAAAGAAGAAAAGCAGCAGGCUUACCUGAGCAGAAACCCAGCCAACAGCAUAGUCCAGUUCAGGCAACUCCUUCAUCCACUCUGUCUGACUUGCAGAGUGCUCAAAUUGUUGGCAAUGGACAUGUUGUAAAGCAAAAACUGGAGAUGAACAAGAGGCCUCCAUCUGGGACUUCAUCUACAUCUAAGAGCACAUCACCAACUCUCACACCUUCCCCAUCACCCUCCCCGUCUCCUAAGGUUCACAACGCAGAGUCCUCCCUCUCUUCAUCUCACAGACAGGGCAAGAGCAAUGGCUCCAGCAGUGGUACUAUUACAGAAGAUGGAAACCACUUGGUGGACCAUCAGCAGCUUGUCCCUAUUCUGAGAACCAGUGAUGUAGACAAUCACGAAAGACAAAACCAUGUGAAAGUAAAAGGAGGCUCUGAAAACUUGGAGAAAGAUGAGCUGACUGGCAUCCUUAAAAAAUUGUCACUUGAGAAAUAUCAGCCUAUUUUUGAGGAACAAGAGGUGGACAUGGAAGCCUUUCUUACGCUUACUGAUGGUGAUCUGAAAGAGCUGGGUAUUAAAACUGAUGGAUCAAGGCAGCAAAUUCUGGCAGCUAUUUCUGAACUGAAUGCAGGAAAGGGACGAGAGAGACAGAUUUUACAAGAAACCAUACACAACUUCCACUCUUCCUUUGAGAGCAGUGUUAGUAACACACGACCUCCAGGUCAUUCCCAGUCACCUGGCUGCUCUAUAAAACCACAAGAAGCUGUUUCUCCUAAAAGGUAG
Indicator indicator is the source of this 2796-nucleotide messenger RNA. RefSeq names its product ankyrin repeat and sterile alpha motif domain containing 6 (gene ANKS6). Gene Ontology annotation, molecular function: protein binding. The coding region runs from base 1 to 2796 and encodes 931 amino acids. The record is from RefSeq and is a predicted model, not a curated record. The transcript has 17 exons. Lineage: Eukaryota; Metazoa; Chordata; Aves; Piciformes; Indicatoridae.